CAAACUAAAAAAUCACAAUAUUUUCUGAUUUAUAUAAGAACAAACUCAUAUCUCUGCGUGGAUGUUUUUUAGCUUGUGUUACUGUUGCGUGUUAGUGAGAGUGAGUGAGAGAGGAGAGAGAGAGAGAGUGAGGGUACAAAACGCCGUCGUUUGAUAUGUUGGGUUAAGAUUUUCUUGAUUUUUCACUUUAGGGUUUAUAGUGAGUGGGUUUGCUUGAUUCUUCAUUUUUUUUUUUUUUUUGCUUGAUUUUUUUGUGGGUUUUUGUUAAAGAUUGUUAUGGAGUUGUUUAAGGUGUUAAAGUUUAAUUCUUUUUUUAGCUUUGUGUUUGAUCUUCAUUCAUCAUCAUCAUCACCAUCAUCAUCAUCAUCAUCAUCAUCAUCAUCAUCAUAGGGUGUUCUUGGUCCAUAAUAUGAUCAUUUUCAGGUAAACUAUUUUGUUUUUUUAAGUUGAUCUUACAUCAAAUUCUUUAAUUCUUUACUGCACAUACUUAUAUUUAUAUUUAUUAAUAUAUAUACAUACACAUUUUUAUAAAUUCUUUUGCAUUGGAUUCCAUUUUUUUAUUUAAAAAAAAAAAACUUGUUUUCUUGAAAAAAAAAAGUAUUUUUAAAAAUUAAAUUUAACCAAGUUAUAUGUUUAAGAAGUGAAAAAAUAACAACUUUGGAAGAAGGGUGUAAAGAAUGUUGGCUGGGUGUUCAUCAACAUUGUUGUCUCCAAUGAGCACACAAAGAUUUGAUUUAACAUGUACUACUACUAACUUUCCAAGAAAAGAUCCGACCCGAUCACAGCCCAUUAGGCCCAUUAGCACUUUAUCAGUAGAUAACAACCCGAUUGAGGCCCGAACCAGCAGUUGUUCACUCAAGCACAAUGUGGGGUUAAAAAGGGUUUUUGAUGAUGAACAAGAUGAGUCUUUUAUAAGAGCUAAAAGAAAAAGGGGUUGUAACAAAAUUGAAGAAUUUGGGGAAAAUAAGGAUAAUUUAAGGUUUUGGUAUCCAAAUAGUGGGUGGAGUUUUGUUAAUGAGUUAGCUGAUUUGGGUGAAAGGGGUGUUGAAUCAAGUGGUCAUCCGGGUCGGGUUGUGAAAGAAAGUUCAUCUGGGUCGGGUUCGGGUUCAGGUUCGAGAAGUGGGUCACCAGAAAUACAUCAAGGUUUGAAUCUUGAUCCACGUGAAAGUGGGUUGAAUGGGGUUGGGGAUCCGAACCCGAAUCAAGGUUUGGAUCUUUUUGCAAUUGGGGGUGAUAAUCAUGAUGAAGAAGUUGGAUUUGAGAUCAUAAGUUUGCUUUUGGCUUGUUUGGAAGCUAUAUCCAUGAAGAACAUUCCUGCUGUUAACCAUUUUGUUUCGAAAUUAGGCGAGUUAGCUUCGCCUCGAGGCGAUUCUUCGAUCACCCGACUCGCUUCGUAUUACACUGAAGCGUUGGCUUUACGGGUUUCGCGAAUUUGGCCCAACAUUUUCAACAUUUCGACUCCACGAGAGAUUAACCUUAACUCGAUUGAAGAAGACAACGGAACGGCUUUACGCCUGUUGAAUCAAGCGACUCCGAUUCCCAAAGUCAUUCAUUUCACAUCGAACGAGAUUCUGUUGAGAACAUUCGAAGGGAAAGAUCGAGUUCAUGUGAUCGAUUUCGACAUCAAACAAGGGCUGCAAUGGCCGAGCUUUUUUCAAAGUUUGGCUUCGAGGCCCAACCCGCCAAGCCACGUUCGAAUCACGGGGGUUGGUGAGUCGAAACAGGAUCUUAUCGAAACAGGUGCUCGGCUUUCGGGCUUUGCGGAGGCCUUGAAUCUUGAAUUUGAAUUUCAUCCUGUUGUUGAUAGAUUAGAAGAUGUUAGAUUGUGGAUGCUUCAUGUUAAAGAAGGGGAAACUGUUGGUAUUAACUGUGUCUUGCAGCUUCACAAAAUGUUGUACGAUCGCACUGGAGGCGCGCUUAAGGAUUUUCUCGGGCUUAUUCGGAGCACAAACCCGAGCGUGGUGGUGGUGGCGGAGCAAGAAUCGGAGCAUAACGACGUCGUGUUGGAGAAGAGAGUUGCGAAUUCAUUGAAGUAUUAUUCUGCUGUUUUCGACUGUAUCGAUAGUGUUUUCCCGUUACAAAACAGUAACCGUAUCAAGAUAGAAGAGUCAUUUGGGCGCGAAAUCAGAAACAUAAUCGCGUGUGAAGGUCUAGAAAGAUUUGAGCGACACGUUGGGUUCGAUCAAUGGUGGAGGUCAAUGACGGAGCUUGGCGGGUUCAGAAACAUCGAGAUCAACGACAGGGAGUUUCUUCAGAGCCAAAUGAUACUUAAAAUGUAUCAUCAUCCAUACGGUCCGAAUUUGUUUAAGGUCGAAAAGAGGCGGUCCGAGGGUGGGGCUGCCACCGCGGGAAUAACUUUAACCUGGUCCGAUCAACCGCUUUACACUGUAUCGGCGUGGACCCCACGCGACAUCGCUGGAACUUCAUCUUCAUAUCAACAACAACAACCAUGACAGUAAACAACAACACUUAGCUAUUUGUUACAUUAGAUGGAGGGUAUAAAAUGUUAACAAUUCUUUGUAGGGGUAAAAAUUGUCAUUAGAUCAUUCUUUCAUUCAUUUGUUGCAGAUAGAAAAAGAAAGGGUAUUUUAGACAUUUGAUGUUGAGUCAUUCAUUUGUAGUAGUUGUUCUUGGAGUCUCUAUUAAUUGUAUUUUAUUCUUUGGUUAUUAAAAGUGAUUUUAGCUAUUCA
This is a messenger RNA of Helianthus annuus (common sunflower), 2690 nucleotides long. RefSeq names its product scarecrow-like protein 28. Gene Ontology annotation, biological process: regulation of DNA-templated transcription. Gene Ontology annotation, cellular component: nucleus. The record is from RefSeq and is a predicted model, not a curated record. Gene Ontology annotation, molecular function: DNA-binding transcription factor activity; sequence-specific DNA binding. The transcript has a single exon. The coding region runs from base 678 to 2453 and encodes 591 amino acids. Lineage: Eukaryota; Viridiplantae; Streptophyta; Magnoliopsida; Asterales; Asteraceae.